UUUUUUUAAUUCAUAUAUUAUUUUGAUUUAUAUAUUUUGCAUUUUUCUCGCAAUACGUGUUAUAUACUUUCACAAAUACACGGCAAACGAGAGUCCUAAACUAACUUGGUCUCUUCUUUCUAAUUCUCAUCUGUGUUCCAUACAUUCAUAAACGGUGACUUGUCCUUUGGACUUCCUUUGCAAAGAAUCUCAGCAUCUUCCAUCACCACCAACAUCACCAUCACCACUUCCACCAUGAUUCAGGAGAAGACCACCACCGUUGCAAUGUAACUGGGCAUGAAUGCAGACAUCUGCUACAUAAACAUCCUCAUUGCCGUCAUCACCAUCAUUGUCGUCAUCCUCAUCAUCAUCGUCACCACAAUCAUUCUCACCAUCAUGGACACCGCCACGGGUAUAGACACUCAAUACUUCCUGCAGGCCCUGCAGGACCCAGGGGCAACCAUAAGUCUGAACAGACCCAAGAGGAACAUCCUGGCAUUCCCCCUCCUCCAGGACCUCAGUACCCUCCUCCUCCUCCCGGGGGUCCCCAUCAUUUUCCUCCUAGUAAAUAUCCACCACCACCUCUUGGGCCUCCCCCUCCCCCACCUUUUCCUCGUAGGCCAGAUGACCACCACCAGCGGCCAUAUGAGAGGUUUCCUAAAGUUGCCCUUCCCUGCCCCCAACGUCAUCACAGGUGUAAUGACACUGUGUGUAAAAGAGAAGAAAGCGGAUCCUCAGAAGAGCAAGAUUCGUUCAGCAGCUACCAUUCUUUCCAUCGUAGCAGCGGGGACUUUGUCCACCGCGUUCCAAUUCCAAGUGAACACGAUGUCCUCCAAGCUCCUGGUGCCAACUUUCUUGACCAU
Messenger RNA from Thamnophis sirtalis, 842 nucleotides. Lineage: Eukaryota; Metazoa; Chordata; Lepidosauria; Squamata; Natricidae. The record is from RefSeq and is a predicted model, not a curated record.